Archocentrus centrarchus (flier cichlid) is the source of this 2421-nucleotide messenger RNA. Its product is annotated as transcription initiation factor TFIID subunit 4-like. Bases 88 to 2172 code for a protein of 694 amino acids. Gene Ontology annotation, cellular component: transcription factor TFIID complex. Gene Ontology annotation, biological process: DNA-templated transcription; transcription initiation at RNA polymerase II promoter. Gene Ontology annotation, molecular function: RNA polymerase II general transcription initiation factor activity; protein heterodimerization activity; DNA binding. The record is from RefSeq and is a predicted model, not a curated record. The transcript has 16 exons. Lineage: Eukaryota; Metazoa; Chordata; Actinopteri; Cichliformes; Cichlidae.
CAGCUAUCACAAGUGGGAUAUCCGGGCUCCGUUUCCCUCCUGAACUUCGCGUGGUGGAUGUGACUGAUCCUCCGCUCAGCUGCAGUUAUGGCCACAAAUAAAGUGGUUACUGAGGUGGAACCCCGGACAGGAACUGGGGAUGGAGACUGUUCUGUUCAAGUCAGGAUAUUUCAAGUUCCUGCCAAAUGUUGUCCCAUCACUGCUGUACAGCCUCCGUCAACUGCUGCAGGCAUCUCAAAUGGUGACUCUGUCUCAGCCCCACCUAAAGUCAUCCCCAGUGGCCAGCCUACCACCUCUGCAGUUACAGUGCCAGGGCCUCGUUCCUCAUCUCCUUCUGUCAUGGUGGUUGCAAACGCAGGAGGAGUUAGUGCCAACACCCAGCAGGUAACAAAACCGGCUCUGAGCCAGGUGGCCUCUGUGAAACAGGUCACAACCAGAGGAAGGACGGUGUUGAUAACUGUACCCAGAUCAGCAGCUGCACAGCCAGUCACCCCUCGACUGCCACAGGCUGCCUCCCCACAGCUCCCAGCCAAUAUCCAGAUACCUCCAGGUACGAUGCUGAUUCGCAGUGACAGCGGGCAGCUGAUGCUCGUAUCUCACCAAGCUUUGGCUCAGGCUCAGCAGGGACAAAGAAGUGUCAGUGGCCCACCCACCAGGAUACUGGCACCACAGGUGUCUGCAGCACAAAAUAAUGAGAAUGUAACUGUGAUCAAGAUGGCAGCCAGUUCCAGCUUUCAGCAAGCGGCACCAGUCCAGAAGACCGCUGUGGUGAUCGGUGUUGCCCCCAAACCAGCUCUAGUCCAGACUGUCAAUGUUGUAUCUGAGCGAGGCGACCAUCCCGACACUCAGGCAGCUGUCAUGGAAAAGAAGACAGCACCCAUGUUCAGCAAGGAGACCCUGGAAAGUGUGAAGAAGUGCAAAAACUUCUUGGUAACACUGAUCAAACUGGCCUCCAGUGACUCCAAGUCUGCCAGCAUGGCUAACAGCGUUCAAGGACUUAUCAGGAGUCUGCUGGAAGGGAAACUGGAAGCAAAAGAGUUUACAGAACAGCUCUAUGACACGUUGAAGUCGACUCCACAACCCUGCUUAGUGCCUUUUCUCAAGAAAAGUCUUCCUGCAGUGCGUUGCCUCACUGCAGACCCCGAGUUAUUCAUCCAGCAGGCUUCAGCUUCUACACGCCCCCCCAAAUCUCUGUCUCCCAGCGUAAAGCAGUCCAGCACUGAGACAGGAAAAACCCUUCAGAGCAGCCAGCAGGUUUUCCAGACUCGAGGAGUGGCUCUGAGAUCCGGGAUAACGACAUUAAUUCAGUCCAGAAAUUGCAUUUCCAAGAAACCCACCAUCAAGCACAUUUUGGUUCAGUCAGGAAAAAACUUCCCAGGAGGUUUUUCAGUGAAGCAGUCCUUCACUCACGAUCCACCUAAUUCUACCAAAUUUGCAAGCAGAGACAGUUCUGGCUCUUACAAAGAAGAUGACGACAUUAAUGAUGUCACCUCCAUGGCUGGAGUCAACCUGAGAGAGGAGAAUGCACAGAUCUUGACCACCACAGUUGGCUCUGUGGUGCAGUCAUGUCAGGAUCAGCUCUUCCUCUCACCUCACCUGGUGCUCAGCAGAAUCCUUCACACAGGACAGGCACUGGGAGUAACUGAUGUCGGUCCAGAGGUUGUUGCUUUGGUUUCUCAUGCUACUCAGGAGUAUCUCCGUGGUCUGCUGGAGAAACUCACUGUAAUGGCAGAACACCGUAAGGCAACCCUGAAGCAGGACGUGUGGCACACGCAAGUGAGUGAUGUGCGCUCUCAGCUCCGCUUCCUUGAGGAAAUCGAGACCUUGCAGAAGAAGAGGAAAGAUGAAGAGGAGAGGGAGAGAUUACUGCGUUAUGCCAAAAGUCGCUCACACACUGAAGAUCCAGAGCAUCAGCAGCUCAAGCAAAAAGCCAAAGAGUUGAAACAAAUAGAGGAAGCUCAGCUGCAGCAAAGAGAGGCCAACCUCACUGCUCUGGCUGCCAUCGGGCCUCGCAGGAAGACACCUGUGGAUCAGACUGAAAGCCAGGUGUCUCUGCUGCCCAGACCGGGUGUUCAGAGAGUGACUCGGGUGAUCCUGAAGGAUCUGCUGCUGUGUAUGGAGCAGGAUCCCUUCCUGCGUCACUCUCUUAGCCUCUACAAAGCAAUGCUCUGAUCAGCGUAACUUUGUCCUCCUGCUGGACUUGAUCUAAAUGAAUGUAUGUUAGCAAGAGUCCACAUUUUGUGAUAUUCUGUUUGUUGUGCUUUAUAUCAGGUUAGAUAUCCUUGUAGUGUUGCUGGAUAAGUGAUGUUCAGUUUUGGUUUUGCUGUGAACUGAUGCUGAAAAUUUAAAAAAUUUCAGAUGCUGAAAUAUGUAAAUGCAAACAGCUGUUUACUGCUGCGUGUUCUGUGAACUGUGAAGUGA